Messenger RNA from Hyalella azteca, 5351 nucleotides. Its product is annotated as DNA repair protein Rev1. The transcript has 12 exons. Gene Ontology annotation, biological process: error-prone translesion synthesis; error-free translesion synthesis. The coding region runs from base 67 to 4488 and encodes 1473 amino acids. Gene Ontology annotation, cellular component: nucleus. The record is from RefSeq and is a predicted model, not a curated record. Lineage: Eukaryota; Metazoa; Arthropoda; Malacostraca; Amphipoda; Hyalellidae. Gene Ontology annotation, molecular function: DNA-directed DNA polymerase activity; deoxycytidyl transferase activity; damaged DNA binding.
UUAACAUGUUUUUUUGAGCAGAGUACCGUAUAUCAGUUUUAUAAGUACUUACAGUGCUUACCCACUAUGUCAAACAAAUCUGGAAGUGAUCGUGGGAGAAAGCGAAGAAAGAAUCAUGGGAAUGGAUUUGAAGAAUGGGGUGGUUACAUGGCCACAAAACUGUUGAAACUUGAGGGGCAGUGCAAACAGGAAGCUUGCUCUGAAAAUUCUGGUAUUUUUGCAGGCAUUGCCAUUUUUGUGAAUGGCUAUACUGAGCCAUCCGCUGAGGAGCUGAAGCGCAUCAUGCUGAGCAAUGGCGGCACAUUUCAUCACUAUUACUCAAGGCGACGAACAACACACAUUAUUGCUUCUAACCUUCCUCAUACCAAGGUGCGUAGACUCAACACUGACUUUAUUGUGAAAGCUUCUUGGAUUGUGGACUCGUUGGCAGCGGGGCGACUGUUGGACUACACUAAUUAUUUACUCUACACCAAGCAGAGCUCAGUGCAGCCAAAAAUAGCUUUCAGUAAAACGAAUGAGGCUACUGGGAGUCAUUCCAUAAUUAGCAAUACUAAAUCUUGUGUUAAUCUGGGCGAAGAUGACAUCAGAGUUCAAGUAAGAACUCAAGCAACAGAAAAAGAGAACGAGGAAAUUGAACAGAAUAUUGAUGGUUCUAGUAGACCUGAUGAUACUAAAUUAAUUGAUGCCAGAAUAAACUCAGAUUUAGUUAAUCAAAAUUCCGGUUUAUUUGAACUGCACGUCACAAAAAAUAAUAUUUCAAAUAGUAAUAAAAGUUCAACACUUAUUCAAACGUGCAGUGCAGGUGGAAUAUCAGAAGAGGAAUUUGCAAAUCAAUUAAGCUAUGCUGCUUCUGAUUCACCUACGUUAUCAAGAUCUUGCAACGGCACGAGUGAACUGAUGUCCAAUUCUGCCGGGGCAAAUGGAGCAUUCGUAUCUAAAAUCCCAGAUGUGGAGGAAGAAAGUUCUGACAAUUCAUACCAGGAGUGUGAACAUUCCUACAUUCAGGAGUUUUCUACUGGAGUCACUUCUCUUCCAGGGAAUCGCGGGGAAGCAAAUAUCAAAGAACAGAAUCCAGACUGUGUCUCAAGUCCUAUGGUUGUGGAAAAUGACAUUUCAGUGUCAAAUUAUACCAGUGAAGAAAAUCUGCUUUCUUCCGAACCGCCAAUGCCAAGUGGUUCAUCAGAACCAUUCAUCAACAUUGCACGGCCUCCACAGAGAAAUACUAGUAAUCGCGAGUAUGACCAUCCAUCAAAUACAAGUAAUCCAAAUUUCUUAGCUGAUUUCUAUAAUAAUUCUCGACUUCAUCAUCUAUCCACCAUGGCGACUAUGUUCAAAGAUUAUGUCAUUAAAUUGACGCAGAAGCCUCGUGAUGAUUCAGGUAAAAUUAUGUUCAAAAAGUAUUUACUUGAACAAAAGGCGUCAGGUGAACUCCAUAGCCCAUCAGCUGCUACACCUUCUCUUCAAGCAACUCCCAAUGGACGCGAUGCCUUUGAUGACUCCAGCCAGGUGUCGGAAGCUAAGAUGCCACAGCCAUCAGACCGCAUAAUAAUGCACAUAGAUAUGGAUUGUUUCUUCGUGUCAGUUAGCCUUAGAAAUCGGCCAGACCUGCUGGGCAAGCCGGUCGUUGUAACUCACGCUAAAGGCAAUCGGGCUAAUAAACGACCUGGUGCUGACAUUCAUGCUGAAUUUAAAUUAUACAGAGAACGACAACAAACUAAGCAAAGGCGCCAAAAUAUAGACGAUAAAAUUGCGAACAAGCUUGGAAGGCUUAAUUCAUUUGAAACGAUAACGUCCAAUGUAAAGAAUCGCAUAUCAGAAGAUAAAAACUCUAAUAAUAUAGAUGAAGGCUUUGAUGAUUGGGAUGACUAUUCAGAGCUAGACGAGGCUUCUAUUCUCAAAGCAUUUGAACACACGGAGGAGAAUCACCUGGCUGACAACCAAGAAUUAAUUGAUGCAGAAAAAUUCAAAGCAAAAACUGAUGGAGAUGAAACUUUUAUUAAAUCCGAUAACCGACGAACGACUCUAUUAGACUCGUCGAGCUCUCUGUCAGAAAUUGCAUGCUGCAGCUACGAGGCACGCAAGGCUGGAGUAUCUAACGGGAUGUUCCUGGGGGCAGCUCUGAAGCUUUGCCCUGACCUACACACCAUCCCUUAUGACUUCGAGGGCUACAAACAAGUGUCCUUCCAACUCUAUGAUAUCGUGGCCAGCUAUAGUCGCAGCAUUGAGGCCGUGAGUUGUGAUGAACUGUACGCUGACGUUAGCGACAUCAUCAGGGAGCUGCGCGACAGCCACGGUGCCACACCUUCCCUCCUUGCCGCCUGCAUCCGAGAUCACGUCACACGGGUGACCAAAUGUGGGUGCUCAGCGGGCCUAGGCUCAUCCAAACUCAGCGCCCGCCUUGCCACCAAACUCGCCAAGCCGCAGGGCCACGUCUACCUCGACGGUGUCGCGCUGCAGCACCACCUCAAAAGUCUGCCGCUGCGGGAUCUGCCGGGCGUUGGCAGGAACCUAAGCGAGCGGCUGCGAGAGGCCGGCGCUGUGACCUGCGGCGACUUGCGCAGCUGGUCACACGGCAGACUUAGCGCCGUGUGUGGCCGCCGCACGGCCGCGACGCUCCUUAGCUUCUGCAACGGCAUCGACGAUCGUCCCGUCAUCUCGCACCACAUCCGCAAGUCAGUCUCGGCGGAAGUGAACUAUGGCAUAAGAUUUGAAACCGAAGUGGAUGCCAGGGAUUUCCUUGGCCAACUGUGCGAAGAAGUUUCACAGCGACUGAGAUCCAUUGAUGUAAAAGGCCGAUGUAUUUCCCUCAAGCUGAAGGUUCGCUCGAAAGAAGCCUCUCGGGAGACAGCAAAAUUCAUGGGGCACGGCGUGUGUGACAAUAUAACGAAGAGCGUCCCCCUGACUCGGCCCACGGAUGACGCGCAAGUUCUGCUGCAGGAGACGUUAAAGUUGCUGGCUCAGAUUAAGGUGGCCUGGUGUGACUUCAGAGGUGUUGGUAUCCAAGUAUCAAAGCUGGAGAAAAAUAAAGCAUGUGCUGUAGAAGAUAAAACUGCAAUCAUGAGGUUUUUAGUGAAGCAAAAGAAGGAUGACAAGGUUACUGAGCCUGGUGUGAAAAUUGAUACCAUAGGGAAACAAGACGAAAUUGAGCGGGUUGCUAGGCCCAGCGCAAAAUCAGUAAUAAAUCUAAUAAAUAAUUCCAAAAAUAUCUCGUCUGGAUUAACUGAAUCAAAAGUUCUUGACGUUGAUGUGCUAUUGGCUUUACCGUCGGAUUUGCGACAGCAAAUCAUUGCGGAAUAUGAACAACAAGGAUACACUAUACCAGUUGUAGCAAACCACUGUCGUUUGGCGCCAGACACUUUUGACAUCUCCGAGGAUGUACGUCUUGAUACAAAUGACAUCGAAAAUAAAAUUUCGAAUUCCGGUUCAAGUCAAGCUGGCCCUUCCGGAUACAAGCCUGAAAAUUUACGAACUGAGGUUGAAAUGCUUGACACUAAAAUAGAAAAAACUGGCUACCGUGCACAAUCUUCCAACGUCCAUCAGAGUAUGAAUGGAGAGACUUUGAUGCGUGAUGUUUCAGCUGCAGCAUCUGCAGGUCCCGAGGUGUUAGAUGACGAUUUUUCUGUUGCUUCUGACGAGCUUCUCAAUAUGUCCCCCAGAGGUCCCGAAGACGAACGAGACGAUGAAAAUCUCAUCAAUCAAUCUCAAAUUGAUUCGAGUUUCCUUCAAGCUCUCCCUGAAGAAUUACAGGAAGAAAUGAAACGGGAUUAUCAGCGUCAGAAAAAAGUCUUGCACGGACUAACAUCACCGAGGAAGACUAUAGGGCCCGAAGCGGUGGCUAGCACCUCAGUCAGGGCUGAGAUCAGUCCUUUGCGACCGCGUGGGGAAGGCCAGCAGUCUGGCCUGUGGUCGCUUUCCCCUCGCAAAGCGGCUGGGAAAAACGUCGCCUCGCCCAACAAACGAGGAAGACGGCGAGGUCGACCGCCCAAAUGUGACACGCGAAGAAUAGGCUCGAGUAUCCAGCAAAAAAGCGUCGUGAGAGGAGGAAUGGCUAGCAACGAAAUCGCGCUUCUAGCAAUCCCUUCUGUGUGCAACGAAGCUUCUUGCUUCGGAAUUGAAGGAAAUAGCUCUCCUUUGCUCAAUGAUGAGUCGUGUGACAGUGCGCUUCCUGUGACCGAGGGCCAAAAGCCUUCACUGUGUGGGGAGACGGAUCUUCCCUCAGUCCGGAACCUCAUCAAAGAAUGGCUCUGUUCGACUCCCGCCCCAAGUGAAGAAGAUGGGCAAAUUCUGAGCACAUACUUCUGCGGGCUGGCGGCCGCCAAGCAGCUCGAAAUGCUCGACUGUCUCCUGAAGUUACUUUAUAGGAAAAUCGGCUGCAUGGCUGCUGAAGGCGCAGCGUGGCGGGCCACGUACCGCAGUCUAGUCGAAGACCUGCAGCGAGUGAUGGUGCGCGAGUAUGGGGCUCCUCUUCAAGUUCAGCUCUUCUCUUGAUAACCACAUGUCCUCCUUGGAGUCAGUGACUCGUACUAGAAACUGCACCGACGGCCGCGCUGUGAACUUCGUAACAGCGUAAGAAAAGCUACAUCGAAUAAUCUUCUCGGCUUACUUGGGGGAACCAACAACUCGCUGUUCCAUUCUCGGUGCCGUUCACCAAUCGACAAUUGCGAGAUUAAAGACGACUGUGAUAAACUGUGAUAUUACCUAUGGCAAAAUUUAUUUUUGAUACUUUUAGUCACUUAUGGAGACUAGACUGCCCCCAAGUGUAAUUUUCUUAUGCUCCAUUCGUGUUAGGAUUAGUUAGGAUUAAGAAGGGCGUGUUUGCCAACUUCGUGGUACAAUUGUAAUAGAUGUGUUACAUCACCCGUAUCGAUAAAGCUCAAUUGAAAUGGCAAACAUUGAACAGUUAGACUUAGAACGAAAAUUUUCGUUGAAAAAGGCGUUAUUUUUCAUUGCUUUGUACCUGCAAUACGCACCUCAUAUAUGUGCUUCACUUCUUAAAAUUCUGAAUGUGUAAAAAAUGUGGAUACCGUUGGUCUAAGGCUCCAGGCAUUCGUACCAGACGUCUUCAUUGUCCACCAGCCCGUGCAUGAAUGCUUAACAAGGAACAGUAAAACUACAUAUUUUCCUUGCAUUUGUAACUUGCAAUAUAAAAUUUAACAUUGAAGUUGGACUCCACAAUUAGUUCCCGCAUUUAAGCUACCAUGUCGGCGUUGUUCAGCUUGUAGGCGCAACAGGUAUUAAUUAAGGCAGCUUAGAAUUAGUACAAUACACGACGCUGGUCAAGUCUGGAUCAUCACUGAAGCAUACGUUAAGAGUUACUGUUUACGACAAAUAAAAACUAAAAUUAAACUAGC